CAUGAAGAGGGUACUGACACUCUGUUGAAAUGGAUGGACGAAAUCCCUGAAAUCUUCGCCCGGCUUCAAACGGUUAACACGGCACAAGCACAACUAUUCCUUUCUCACUUUGGUUCUCUGUCCUCAAAGGGCUACCCCCCAAGCGUGUACCGAAAUCUUUUUAUGCAACUUACUGCGGAAGAAUCUAUCUUGCAAAUGAUAAACAGGUCGGCUCAAUAUAAUGUCUACAAAUUUCUUCUAUCACCUGGCACAGACUAUGUCGUGUUUGGUUGGGAUACCAAGUGUAUAUGAUGUUCGUAGGUACCACGAUGUCAGAAAAGAGGGAGGUUUAUCCCCCAGACAUGAUAUCUUUGUGCUUUUGG
This is a messenger RNA of Serpula lacrymans var. lacrymans S7.9, 362 nucleotides long. RefSeq lists its product as uncharacterized. The transcript is spliced from 2 exons. The record is from RefSeq and is a predicted model, not a curated record. Lineage: Eukaryota; Fungi; Basidiomycota; Agaricomycetes; Boletales; Serpulaceae. Bases 34 to 291 code for a protein of 85 amino acids.